UUUGCAUUGGGACUCAAGUUGUCCACACACCUAAUGCGACAGUGAGCCUCAUUUUCUGUGUGCUUCAGUUCAGUUUUAUUUUUUAAGGAACUAAGAAUGGAUAACACCGGAGAAGCUGAUAUGGAUGAUCUGGAAACGGUUGAAUAUCUGGAGGAUAUGGAGGACAUGGAGGAUAUAGAGGCUGUGAAAGCCACUGAAGCUCUUGAAUCUGCUCCAGCUUACCCAGGGCAUCCAGCAGAUUACACAGGAAGAGAAAUGACCCACAACCAAGGAUACAAUUCAUCUCCAUAUCCCAAUAUUCAAAUGGGAUACACCUCAUACCCAGAGCCGGGAGUUAUUACAAACUUUCAGGGAGCUCCAAAUCAAGGGAUGUAUCCUCAGGUUAACAGUCCAAACCCUGGGAUGUAUCCUCAAGCUAACACUCCAAACCAUGGGAUGUAUCCUAAAACUACCACUGUAACCACCACAGUGAUGCACCCCAGCCUGCGUGAUUUACCCGCUCAAACCAUGUGCCCUCACUGUAAGCACCAGGUGAUCACUAUUACAGAUCACUACUCCGGGCUCAUGGCCUGGACGGCCUGUGGCUGCCUCGCCCUCAUCGGGUGCUGGCCCUGUUGUCUAGCACCUUUCUGGAUGGAUUCAUGUAAAGACGUGGAGCAUCGCUGCCCAAACUGCAACAACAUCUUGUCUUUCUACAAGCGUCUGUGAUCUGGAAUUAAACAUGUACCUCUUGGUCUUUGAUUUUAAUGGGAUCUAAUAGGUUAAUAAAUUUUUUAUUUUUUUUCAAAUAAUUAUGCCACUAUUACGACACAUGUAGUAAGAAUAUAUGGUAAGUACAUUGUAUGAAAUAUUUAUGAAUAUGAAAUAUUGUAUGAAAUAGAAUAUUUAAAACUGUUGUAAAAACUUCUGUCAGAACUCUAAA
Molecule: messenger RNA, 922 nt
Organism: Carassius gibelio (silver crucian carp)
Lineage: Eukaryota; Metazoa; Chordata; Actinopteri; Cypriniformes; Cyprinidae
Product: lipopolysaccharide-induced tumor necrosis factor-alpha factor homolog
Exons: 6
Coding region: 97-708 (203 amino acids)
Molecular function (GO): zinc ion binding
Source: RefSeq, a predicted model, not a curated record